Parascedosporium putredinis is the source of this 444-nucleotide messenger RNA. The record is from the annotation of a GenBank genome assembly. Lineage: Eukaryota; Fungi; Ascomycota; Sordariomycetes; Microascales; Microascaceae.
AUGUUGACCACCCGAAUGAGCAUCCUGGCCGCUGUGUCGGUCCUGAUUGCUAGCGUAACGGCGAUAGAUCUGACGGCAGAGCUGAACGCUGGGUGGAGGAUGGGUCUUCAUCCUAGACAGGCGGCGCAAAAUCUUCAGGCCUUUUCUGGCACGCUCGGCGGUGUACAGGCGUCUGCGAUUACAAACUCUGGGAACCCGGAACGCCCAUUUUCUGUUGACGGCGACACUUUUAAUGACUUCAGGACAGCCGCCGACCGGUCCUGCGAUAACCAGAAGAACAACUGUGCCGAGAUUGCCAACAGCGGUGGUCCGUUCAAGGUUGGCGAUUGUGACAAGCAGAAUGAGCAAUGCAAAGCUUCCAUUUCCACCGCGAGCCGGACGACGUUUGGAGAGCCAGCGCUGGUCAGCUCGAGCGCCGAGUUCGACUUCAUCUGCGACAUAUGA